Molecule: messenger RNA, 571 nt
Organism: Copidosoma floridanum
Lineage: Eukaryota; Metazoa; Arthropoda; Insecta; Hymenoptera; Encyrtidae
Product: small ribosomal subunit protein eS10
Cellular component (GO): cytosolic small ribosomal subunit
Molecular function (GO): structural constituent of ribosome; RNA binding
Source: RefSeq, a predicted model, not a curated record
UAGGAGUAGUUUUUAUUCAAAGUUAAUGGGUCGUGCACGAUGAAAUUUGUUUUAUGCGAGAUAAUUGUUGUGAAUAAUAAAAAUGUUGAUGCCCAAAGCCGACCGAGUUGCUAUUUAUGAAUAUCUCUUCAAAGAGGGUGUUAUGGUUGCCAAAAAGGACUUCCAUGCACCAAAACAUCCAGAACUAGAGACUAUUCCCAAUCUUCAUGUCAUUAAAGCUUUGCAGUCAUUGAAAUCCAGAGGAUAUGUGAAAGAACAGUUUGCUUGGCGCCAUUAUUAUUAUUACUUGACCAAUGACGGUAUUGAGUAUCUGAGAAAUUUCCUCCACUUGCCACCCGAAAUCGUACCAGCAACUCUCAAGAGAAAAGUUGCCUCAGAAAGUGCAAGACAAAAGCCCCAAAUGGGCCCAAGGAGCGAAACUUCCAGGCCGUCCGAAGAUCGCGCUGGAUAUAGACGUGGGCCUGGUGGUCCUGACAAAAAGGCUGAUGUAGGUGCUGGUACUGGCGAACUUGAAUUCCGUGGUGGAUUUGGUCGUGGUCGCGGUCCACAAUAAAAUAAUUUUUAAUAUUUA